UGUGGGGCGGACCUUGGAGCUCGCAGACGAGACGCGCUUCUCCCCGCGGCUGACCGGACACGCGGAACCACUCUAAUUGUCGGACGGUCUCGCACGAGGGACUUGAGGUCGGUUUACCACGCGCCACGUAUCCGGGGAUAAGACGCAGAACGGCGCGGCGCCCCGUCCACGAGAAUGAAGACGGGCAGCACGGGAGGAAUCGCGCGCUUCGACAGCCCGGGGAAAGGACGCGGCUUGCGCGCCACCGAGCCGUACAAAGUUGGGGAUCUGCUACUCGCCUGCCCCGCGUACGCCUGCGUGCUGUCGGUCGGCGAGCGGGGCUACAUUUGCGAGCACUGCUUCGCGAGGAAGGAAGGCCUCUCCAAAUGUGGCAAGUGCAAGAAAGCGUUUUACUGCAAUGUGGAAUGUCAGAGGAAGGACUGGCCGCUGCACAAGUUGGAGUGCUCGGCCAUGUGCGCGUUCGGCGAGGACUGGUGCCCGUCUGAGACCGUGCGGCUGGUGGCGCGCAUCAUCGCCACGCAGAAAGCUCAGAAAGAAAGGAGUGCAUCAGAGAAACUGCUACUGCUGAAGGACUUGGAGGCCCACCUGGAUAAGUUAGAUAAUGAGAAGAGAGAGAUGAAUGAGUUGGACGUCGCUGGUUUGCAUCACUUCUACUCCAAACACCUGGACUUCCCCGAACACCAGGCCCUGCUUACACUGUUCGCUCAGGUGAACUGCAAUGGCUUCACAGUGGAGGAUGAGGAACUGUCUCAUCUGGGAUCAGCAGUGUUUCCAGACGUUGCUCUGAUGAAUCACAGCUGCUGUCCUAACGUCAUCGUCGUUUACCGCGGGACCCUGGCCGAGGUGCGGGCUGUGCAGGCCAUCAGCCCGGGAGAGGAGAUAUUCACAAGUUAUAUAGACCUGCUCUACCCAACUGAAGACAGAAAUGAAAGACUCCGAGACUCCUACUAUUUUAACUGUGACUGUAGAGAGUGCACCACCAAAUCCAAGGACAAAGUGAAGCUAAAACUCAGAAAGAUGGGCGACGGUCUACGCUCCGAGGAGGUCCGAAAAAUGACGCGCUACGCGAGAAACGCCAUUGAAGACUUUCGCCGGGCCAAACAUGAGAAAACCCCUGCAGAGUUGCUGGAGAUGUGCGAGCUGAGUCUGGAUAAGAUGGGUGCCGUGUUCGAGGAGUCCAACGUGUACAUGUUGCACAUGAUGUACCAAGCCAUGGGCGUGUGUCUGUACAUGGAGGACUAUGAUGGGGCAUUGAGUUACGGAGAGAAGGUCAUUAAGCCGUUCAGUCAGCUGUAUCCGCCAUACUCCCUGAAUGUUGCCUCCAUGCACCUGAAGCUGGGGCGCCUGUACAUGGCUCUGGACCGGACGCUGGCAGGCACCACCGCGCUCAAGAAGGCUUUGGAAAUUAUGAAGGUUGUUUACGGGAAGGACCACAGUUAUAUAAAGGAACUGAAGGAAGAGAUAUCUCGGAAAAAAUAAGCACACACACACUCACACACACACACACACACACACACACACACAUACACACACACA
This is a messenger RNA of Electrophorus electricus (electric eel), 1536 nucleotides long. Its product is annotated as N-lysine methyltransferase SMYD2. The record is from RefSeq and is a predicted model, not a curated record. Gene Ontology annotation, molecular function: protein binding. NCBI's taxonomy places the organism in Eukaryota, Metazoa, Chordata, Actinopteri, Gymnotiformes, Gymnotidae. Gene Ontology annotation, cellular component: nucleus.